Molecule: messenger RNA, 305 nt
Organism: Staurois parvus
Lineage: Eukaryota; Metazoa; Chordata; Amphibia; Anura; Ranidae
Source: the annotation of a GenBank genome assembly
CAUUCAGGCUCUCGGGCACUGCCCGAGGGCCCGGGGUCAGUAGGGCGCCCGAUGAGAUGCCCCUAGUACCUUUAAUAUGCUUUUUUGGGUGUGGUUUGAGUGUGAGCGAGGACAAAAGGGCCCCAUGAUUUGCUAUUGCACAGGGGCCCCAUGAGUUGUCAGUCCGCCCCUGUCCCCAAUAAAUAUUCAAAUUGGCCUUCUGCCUUUCCUCUCACUGUGAUUUUAGAAUCCUGUAGAAUGCAUGGAGAAAUAGUUGAACCAGCAGCCCAUAAAGCAGGCUAAAAAUAUCAACAACUGCUCCACUG